AUGAAGACAAAUGUUUUGAGAGUGUGGUAUGUGCCUGUGUUGGUGCUGUGUCUGAAUGCAGCUGAGGAUUUCCAAUGGACAAAGAAUAACCCGGGCUCCUUCUAUUAUGGCACUUUCCCAGCUGGUUUUUUAUGGGGUGCCGGCAGUUCUGCCUACCAAACUGAAGGGGCUUGGGAGGAGGAUGGAAAAGGACCAAGCAUCUGGGAUGUUUUUACUCAUAAAAAGGGAAAAGUGUACAAAAAUGACACAGCAGAUUCAGCAUGUGAAAGCUACUACAGAGUGAAGGAUGACAUUCAGUUACUGAAGGAUUUGAAAGUCCAUUACUAUCUGCUCUCCAUAUCAUGGCCUCGCAUUCUGCCUACUGGCAUCAAAACAGAAGAAGUAAAUGAAAUGGGAAUACAAUUCUAUAAUGAUACAAUUAAUAGUCUUCUGGAGAACAACAUUAUCCCUUUUGUGAGCCUCUACCACUGGGAUCUUCCACAGGCACUCCAAGAGAAGUAUGGGGGCUGGCAGAAUGCAAGCCUAAUAAAUUACUUUAAUGAUUAUGCAAAUCUGUGCUUUGAGACUUUUGGUGAUCGUGUGAAAUACUGGAUCACUUUUAGUAACCCUUGGGCUGUCGCUGAAGAGGGCUAUGAGACAGGAAAACACGCACCAGGACUGAAGCUCAGUGGAACUGGGGCAUAUAAAGCAGCUCAUCACAUAAUUAAAACUCAUGCAAAGGUCUGGCAUUCUUAUGAUAAGACAUGGCGCAGGGAGCAGCAAGGGAUGGUUGGAAUUUCCUUAACUAGUGCCUGGGGUGAACCUAUGGAUCUAAGUAACCAAGAUGACAUAGAUGCUGCUGAGAGAUACGUUCAGUUUUAUUUGGGAUGGUUUGCAAAUCCUAUUUACAGAGGAGACUAUCCAGAAGUUAUGAAAGAGUAUAUAGGUAGAAAGAGUGCCCAACAAGGCUUGGGCUUGACAAGAUUACCAAUCUUCUCAGCACAAGAGAAAAGCUAUAUUAAAGGCACAUCAGAUUUCCUGGGAAUAGGUCACUUUACUACUCGCUACAUUACUCGGAAGAAUUAUCCCUCCCUGCAAGGUCCCAGUUACUACACCGAUCGUGAUUUGCAGGAACUGGUAGACCCAAAGUGGCCAAACCCAGGAUCCAAAUGGUUAUACUCUGUGCCCUGGGGAUUUAGAAGGUUACUCAACUUUGCUAAGACACACUAUGGGAACCCUCUGAUUUAUGUGACAGAGAAUGGGGUUUCUGAAAAGAUAUACUGCAUUCAACUAUGUGAUGAAUGGAGAAUGGAAUAUCUGAAAGGGUAUAUUAAUGAGAUGCUGAAAGCAAUAAAUGAUGGAGUUAAUGUUAAUGGGUAUACUGCCUGGUCUCUAUUGGAUAAAUUUGAAUGGAAUAAAGGUUUCUCUGAGCGAUUUGGAUUCUACCAUGUUGAUUUUCAAAAUAAGAACAAACAUCGACACCCAAAGGCAUCUGUUCAGUACUACAAGAAAAUCAUAAGUGCAAAUGGGUUUCCAAAUCUAAGACAGGUGGAAAGUUGGUAUUACAAGGCCUUGGAGACUUGUUCUACCACAAACCAACUAGUUUCUGAAGAUCCUUUGACUACUCGCAUGGAAAUGGUGACUGAGAUUGUUGUGCCUAUAGCUUUCACGCUCUGUAUACUUAUCAGUGCUGUUUUACUAGUAAUCCUCCUUCGGAAGUGCAACUAAAAUUACAAGUUUACACACACUUCAUUUUGCAUAAGUAAUAAAAUGCCAUGAUAGUCUUGCAUUGUUUUAAAGGGCUUCCACAGAUGCCUUCUUUUCAUAAUGCUGUAAUGACAAAGAAAUAUGGCUUCUGUAUACAUAUUGAUGCUUCUAUAUUUUAUUCACUUUCAUCCCCCAGACAUAAUUUAGAAAUGUUAUCAAAACCAAUGCAUCUGUUUCAGUAUUUUUUAAUUAAAAUUCAAUUAGAGAUUUUAUCUUGAACGUUUUGCAAAACAUUACACGUGUUCUUCACUAGGAAAACAGUUGGCCGAGAUGAAAUUUAUUCAAACCUUUCCAGAUUUCAAGGGUAGGCAGACUGAAAACAGAACUUUUGAACAAUCUGUUCAUCGAUACACUUUUUAAUUAUCAUGUAAGUGCUGUUUUAAAAAAAUGAAGACACGGAAUAUUUACAGAAUAUAAUUUUAAAAAAUUAACAAUGGUUUAAACAUUAAGUCAUCUUUGCAUCCUUACAAGUAAGGCAUGUUUUAUUACCCAAAUUUUUAUACUUUGUGAAAAAAAUUAGAUAUUAAAUGGCUCAUCGAAAGCCAAAUAUGAACUUGUAUUCAAAGCCAGGACUAGGAAUCCUGAUCUCCAGUCUAGUGCUCAAACCACCAGGACCUUCUUCAUGAUAUAUCUUCUCUUCAGUGUAUAAAGAUGUGGUCUCUGGGGCCCAAGUACCUUGAAACAAGAAUCACUAAAUUCAGUCCUCCUAUAAGCAGGGACAGCUUGAUAGGAGGCACCUGCAUACAAAGAACUGUUAUUGCUUCCAGCAUAUGGUGAGUAACCUGCCAUUGGCAAAUCUGAAAUCAUUCCUGCCAAAAAUGAUAUCAAGCUUCAUAUUCAACUUUCCCUAAGAUUUUGUUAGUAAACCACCACAGGUGUGCAUGUCAAAUUCUAAGGACAGCUGUGUGUUAAAAAUAGGCAUAUUUAGUGCAUCCUAUAUUCAAGCAGGGUGGAUAAAAUAGAGGACUUAAAAGACCCAGAUUUAAACUGGAACUUUU
This is a messenger RNA of Alligator mississippiensis (American alligator), 2744 nucleotides long. RefSeq names its product lactase like (gene LCTL). Gene Ontology annotation, biological process: carbohydrate metabolic process. The record is from RefSeq and is a predicted model, not a curated record. Bases 1 to 1707 code for a protein of 568 amino acids. The transcript has 13 exons. Gene Ontology annotation, molecular function: beta-glucosidase activity. NCBI's taxonomy places the organism in Eukaryota, Metazoa, Chordata, Crocodylia, Alligatoridae.